GUGCCGGCUUUCCCACUUCUCAGCUCUCCGGUGCCACUGUCGGCACCCAUCUCUCUGGCGGAGUCGUUGGGUCAAGCGACUCCUCAACGCACGCCGGUGUCAUUGAUGCAGUCCUUGAUUGAGAUGCCAUCCCCCUUCACUGUCAAUGGGCGUGCAGGGGCAGGCAUGGUUGGUGGAAACGGCAUCUUUAGCUUCACGUUGCGCAAGGCAGAUGGCACCGAGCUCGGGCUCAAUGUGUCACACUCCAACGACGAUCGUGUGCUGUGUGUGGAGGGCAUCCGCCCGGGCGGAGCUGUGGAAGCCUGGAAUCGCCAGUGCCUGGGCCCAGGAAGCACUUUUACGGAGAAAGCCGUGUUUCAAGGAGAUCGCAUUAUCAGUGUUAACCAGAUCUGCUAUGACCCCAACAAGAUGCUCCAGGAGUGCAAGGAAAAGCAGCUGCUGAAGCUCACGAUCGCUCGCGGCAAUGUUUCUCUGCCCUCAGCCCCGGCUCAGGGGCCUGGAUCUGCCUCCCUCCGUGCAGAUGCCUCCGAGUUCGUGCCCGGUGUGACGUCCAAGCCCACGACCAACGGUGCAGACGAGAAGAAGGAGGAUGGGACUCCCAAGAACAGCGAGGUCGACGUCUAG
Symbiodinium necroappetens is the source of this 624-nucleotide messenger RNA. The record is from the annotation of a GenBank genome assembly. NCBI's taxonomy places the organism in Eukaryota, Dinophyceae, Suessiales, Symbiodiniaceae.